Messenger RNA from Lichtheimia ornata, 336 nucleotides. RefSeq lists its product as uncharacterized. The transcript has a single exon. Bases 1 to 336 code for a protein of 111 amino acids. Lineage: Eukaryota; Fungi; Mucoromycota; Mucoromycetes; Mucorales; Lichtheimiaceae. The record is from RefSeq and is a predicted model, not a curated record.
AUGGGACAGGUAGCAGCUGAUGCUUUUGGGCAACCAGUGGCAGUUUAUCAAACCAAACCUAUCUUUGAUGGAGAACCAGAACCUCCUCGCCUUCAUUUACCUCUUGACCCACCAGCUCGGAACAUGCUUUCUAAACCUCUUAUUUUGCAUUUAGUGGGUAAUCAUUAUUAUCCACUAAUCAUCAAACCUUCGAUUCGCCUCGAAUGGCCGCCUGUUCCUUUCUGGCACCGCGAGCUUUGGGAUGAACGUCAACCCUCACAAUCUUACAAGGCAACAUGGAAAUACUUGCACAUCAAGAAGGCCAAGCCAGGGACCCAAUUCACUCCUAAUGGGUAA